CCUGCUCGUAUUUUUGAGGCAGAACAAACCAAAUUGCAUUUAACUUAGAUCUACAACAGGAACUAAGGAUUUAGUCUUUCUAAGGUGAAACAUGGAGAUUCUGCGCGACAACAAGACCGCCCUCAUCGAAAUUCUGUCCACUGAUGCAGAGUUUCUCCUACAGCACGUGGACAAGAAAAAGCUGCUAACUCCCCGAGAAUACAGGAACCUGAAAAGCAAUAGUGCGAAUGGCGAGAAAACUGCUAUUGACUUAUUGGACAAACUGAGGGGGAAGGGGCCAGACUCCUGCUGUGAGUUUGUCAACUUGCUGAAAGAGGACGAGAUACAGGACACCUUUCCAGAAUUAAAACGAGUUUUAUCUGCUCAGCCUCCGACCGCCACGCCGGAGCCUCAAGGCCCUAGCAAUACUAACCAAGCGAUUCGAGCAGCAAGACCCAAUGAGGAAUACAGCAUAACUAAUGAACCACGAGGUUACUGUCUCAUCUUCAACAACAUAGACUUCACCGCAUCCAAGCUGUCACGAAGGAACGGAUCCGACAGUGAUGCUGAUGCUCUGGAGAACGUUUUUAAGUGGCUUGGAUUCCGUGUGGAGAAGCGUCGGAAUCUGACUGCUGCGGAAAUGCAGGACACAAUAAAGGAGUUCAGGACAAAGCCCGACCACGGAGACUGCUUCGUGUGCUGCGUACUCAGCCACGGCAACCAAGACGGGAUUUUUGGGGCCGACGGAGAUCUGGUCCGGAUGGAGAACAUCCUCGAUCCGUUUGAUGCGAGCCAAUGCCCAGGGCUGGCCAAUAAGCCCAAACUGUUCUUCAUACAGGCUUGUCGUGGAAACCAGCACCAAGACAUCGCCCAAGUCUCCUCCGACGGCCCUGAGGACUCAGAGGAGAUUGAGUCUGAUCAUCAGAUAACCACCAUUGCGGCGAAAUCAGACUUCCUUGUUGCCAUGGCAACUGUCAACAACCAUUAUUCCUACAGACACUUCCGUGAGGGGUCUUGGUUCAUUCAGUCUCUUUGCACGCAGCUGAGAGAGGGCUGUCCCAACGAGGAGGAUAUCCUUAGCAUCUCUGUCCGCGUCAUUAAUGAGGUCAGCGAGCGCGAGGCGAAACUGAAGGGACAAACAGUCAAACAAACACCUGAACCGAGAUUCACCCUGAGAAAGAAAGUGUUUCUCCGCGUGCCUGCCAAAAGCCGCCCCCUCUGA
Molecule: messenger RNA, 1201 nt
Organism: Chanos chanos (milkfish)
Lineage: Eukaryota; Metazoa; Chordata; Actinopteri; Gonorynchiformes; Chanidae
Gene: casp20
Product: caspase 20, apoptosis-related cysteine peptidase
Exons: 7
Coding region: 92-1201 (369 amino acids)
Biological process (GO): proteolysis; regulation of apoptotic process
Molecular function (GO): cysteine-type endopeptidase activity
Source: RefSeq, a predicted model, not a curated record